Formica exsecta is the source of this 2358-nucleotide messenger RNA. RefSeq names its product neprilysin-1-like. The transcript is spliced from 13 exons. Lineage: Eukaryota; Metazoa; Arthropoda; Insecta; Hymenoptera; Formicidae. Gene Ontology annotation, molecular function: metalloendopeptidase activity. The coding region runs from base 21 to 1871 and encodes 616 amino acids. Gene Ontology annotation, cellular component: plasma membrane. The record is from RefSeq and is a predicted model, not a curated record. Gene Ontology annotation, biological process: protein processing.
UGGCGAACGAGACAGGACAAAUGGUUGCCGCCUUCGAAAAACUUGGACAAUUUUAUAACGUUUGUCGAGAGUUCAGGAAGAGACCCGUAAAUUUUACACUCGUUUAUAACCUUUUAGACGAACUAGGUGGUUAUUUAUCGCCGAAAAGGGAGAUACUGAACGAUAUCACUCCUCUGAUCUCCGCGUUGCUUAAAGUAAACGGCGCGCCUCUCUUCGACUUACACGUCGACGUAGAUCUUUACGAUCGCACAAAGUCAUCCGUAUAUCUUGAUCUUCCUACCAAGCAUCAAAGUCACGAGUUUCUUACAGGAGAUCAGAGAAACGAAGAUGUACAAAGAUCGGGUAGAAUUCAAAAGAUUGUUCGAGGAUUCUUGCCAAAAAAUAUGAGUCUUAAGGAACAAUCGUCGGAGACGAAUCUGCUGUUGCAAUUUUGCUUAUCACUAGAAAAGAUUUAUCCAAAGCACAAAGACUUAUACAACUGGGUGGACGUUGAUCAGAGAGUAUACGUUGCCUAUAACGUGUCUUAUCUUCAAGAAAACUUUAGUUACAUAAGAUGGAAAUCGUUGCUGAAUACAACGUUACGCCCGCGUAUCGAUCUGCACGAUGAUAAUGACACAAAUCACGUAUAUGCUCCGCCGGCAUCUGAGGAUCAACAGAUCUACGUCUACGUCACGGCCCCACGUUAUUUGCGUAACCUCGGCAAGUUAUUGAAUCGCUCCUCCAAACGGAUUAUUCAUAACGGAUUGCUGUUACUCUACGCCGUGGACAUGUUGCACGAUAUUGUGAACGUUAACGCUACUAAAGAUUGGGAAGCUGCCUGUUACAGAUUGACCAGAAACGUUUUUAGCGAAGCGAUUAGUGCGCUCUACGUGCGACAGUACACGCCAAAAUAUUUGGAGACUUUGAUUAACAGGGUGACUGUACUUUUCAAACGCGUGAAAGAAACGAUAGCCGAACGUAUAUUAGUGAAGUCGUGGUUUGACGAUGAUACUAGAACACAGGCAUUAUUAAAACUGAAUUCCUUACGGGGUCGAUUUCAAGUGUCGCCUGCUUUCUAUAACGAUACCUUGCUGAAUCGCGAGAUGGCCGAGGUCGUGAUCGAUUCGGAUGAUUUUAUCGCUACCGUCCUGAGAAGAUUUCGUCAAAUUCGGAGAUCAGAGGAGCCAAGUCCGUUACGAAAAAAUGCGAUAGAAAGAUGUCAUUAUCCUUAUUCUGUGCACGCCUAUUACGAAUCUUCAACAAACACUAUCAGAAUUCCAUUGGUUAUGAUGACAUCCUGGGCAUGGUCAUGGGACGGUGGACCGGCUUAUGCGGUUCACGCUACGCUAGGAUCAGUCAUCGCUCAUGAGAUUCUUCAUGCCUUUGAUUUUCACCGUCGCAAAUCGCCCAUAGAUCCAGAUUUAAAUAUUGACGAAUGGCUUUGGAUCAGGCCGGACUCUUGGAAACGAUUGGAGACCAGGAUAGAGUGUGUCGCGCGACUCUACGCUAAGAAUUUCUGGCGUAAGGUUCAGUCUUACGGAAGUGAUGUUGCUGUGCAGUUCGAUUGGAAUAUAACGAGAAACGAGAUUGUUGCGGAUAUUGGGGCUCUACAAAUCUCUCACAGAACCUGGCACACUUUGACGAACGGGAAAGAUCGAAGUCUCCCUGGGCUGGAAGGGCUUCGUCCAACCCAACUUUUCUUUAUAAGUGCCGCUCAGGUGUACUGCGUUAACACGACUGCCGAGGCCUAUGUCUCCUCCGUUAAGUCCGACUAUCGCCUACCUCCAGAGAGAAUCAACGGUAUAAUGAUGAAUUCUCAAGCGUUCGCGGAAGCGUUUCGCUGUCCACUCGGAACAAAAAUGAACCCCGCUAAUAAAUGCACUAUCUGGUGAUAAUUAUACACAUAUCCGUUGAUAUGUACCGCCUACACUUUGCUUGUUCCAUAAUUAGGAUGAAUCGCGCAGAUUAUUUCAGAAUCGUAAUUCACAGCAAAAAUUAGUACUGCAUAGGGAUAGAUAUCUGUCUCUUUACGGAAGUUAAUAAAACUUUAUUCAUUAUAGUCUGCAUAAUAUGAAAAACUUUGGUUGUAUAUGAUAUAUAUGAAUCUAAUUGUUUUUCUCUCUUAAAGAUCUCAGAUUCAGAUUAGAAUUAUUAUAUAUAAAUAGACAGCUCUUACCUUGUAUCUAAAAAAUCGCGUUUCAUUUUUACUACAUUGACUAUUGCAAAUUAAAUUAGUUAAUUUAAAAAAAGGGAAGAGUAUCUCUUGUGAUCUCCUUUAUUUUUUUUUAUAUUUGAAAAAUAUAGAAAUGUAUAGAUACUCGAAUUUUAAUAAAAACCGGGAAUUAAAAGUGUCUCGUUAUUUUAAUUCAAUUUACACAA